CGUGUAACCUGAGCCGCCAGUCAGGUAGGGCAGGUACCCGUAACCAUGCAAACAAUUUGAAAAGCAGGUUGUGUGCGGGCCGGGCCGCAGGAGGCGAGGGCAAACCGGCAGAGGAAAUGGAAGGAAAAUGACUCGAGCUGCCGGCAGCAGACACCAAUGUUCAUGAGGGAAAACCGGGAAGAGGUCAAGCUGGAGGACGACGGGGCGGCUCGGGCCCCGGGGCCCGCGGUGGACGCAGAUGACGGGACGUUUGACACAAUCUCUCUGGUGGACGAUGCAGAGGACGGUGGAUCUGCAGCCCUGCAUACCAAACAGGAAAACGAGCCUUUCAUCAUGAACUGCGACAUUGAUGGAGACAUGGAGAACCAGGUGGAGAUGGAGGAGAAAACCAGGUUGAUAAACCAAGUUCUGGAACUUCAGCACACACUGGAAGACCUGUCAGCGCGAGUCGACGCCGUCAAAGAGGAGAACCUGAAGCUAAAGUCGGAGAACCAGGUCCUCGGUCAGUACAUCGAGAACCUCAUGUCGGCCUCGAGCGUCUUCCAGACGACGGACACAAAGAGCAAGCGGAAGUGAGCGAGCGGGAUGUCUGGUCCGGCGCUGAAAGCUCCUCUCAGUGGAGGAGAGAGGAGUCCGUUUUCCAGCAAAACUCCUUUUUAUUUACCUGCUUGAGUCAAAACUAAUGUAAAUAUUAAAAGGUAAAUCUACCUUCAGUCCAUAAUGUUUGGACAGAACUCUUUGUUCUGGUUUCCUGUAAAUGUUUUGUUCAGCCUCAAACACGUUUGCACUAAAGUAUGUCCGUAAACGUUAACUAGACGCUCGUUUUUGUUGGAUUUGCAAAGUAUUUUGUACAACAGCUGAACGGGAUUUGUGUUCGUCGUGCAUGGCUGCAUAAUUCUACCUAAAGCAGGAGAACAAACAGUGUUAUGAAAAUGUAAACGUAUUAAUAUUUCAUCUGUUGGUGAAAUGGAAUUAGCUGAUGAGCAGAAACGAACAUUAAUCUGCGAUGUUUGAGGACAAAUGUCCUGAUUCGCGUCUGUUUGGCCUUCAACCCGUCAGACUGAAGGGCAGCAUCUGAUAAAGAGGGAAAAAAAGUUUUCUCUAAGUGGAGGAACAGAAGCAGCGAGGAGGCCUUGAGUGGUAUUGAUCCGGUCGGAGUGGGCUGGACAGCGUCGCCUGGUUUUAACUGUAAUAUCUGCUGAUGCCGUCAGAGUUCUGGAGAUAAAAGGCUCGGCGAUGGCCGGAAACCGGCGCCAUCCGAUCAGAUUGUGUUUCCAUUCAAACCAGAGCUUCACAUGUUACGUUCUGGACGCUAAGCUGAGGUUUCUAACAGUUACACUGUAUUAUUUGUUUGGUGUGUUUAAAAAAAUCCCCUCCACACAUGCUGGUACCGACCCGUGUUGAGUGUAAACACUUUUAUUUUUGGUUUAAAUUAAAUCCCAGGAAUCCUA
Messenger RNA from Oryzias melastigma (Indian medaka), 1451 nucleotides. RefSeq names its product short coiled-coil protein a (gene scoca). The record is from RefSeq and is a predicted model, not a curated record. Gene Ontology annotation, cellular component: trans-Golgi network. NCBI's taxonomy places the organism in Eukaryota, Metazoa, Chordata, Actinopteri, Beloniformes, Adrianichthyidae. Bases 157 to 576 code for a protein of 139 amino acids. The transcript has 4 exons.